This is a messenger RNA of Stereum hirsutum FP-91666 SS1, 963 nucleotides long. RefSeq lists its product as uncharacterized. The transcript has 6 exons. Gene Ontology annotation, biological process: mitochondrial translation. Gene Ontology annotation, molecular function: structural constituent of ribosome. Gene Ontology annotation, cellular component: mitochondrial small ribosomal subunit. Bases 1 to 963 code for a protein of 320 amino acids. Lineage: Eukaryota; Fungi; Basidiomycota; Agaricomycetes; Russulales; Stereaceae. The record is from RefSeq and is a predicted model, not a curated record.
AUGCCACCCCUCAGGGAGUCUCCUGAUGAUGCUCUGGUCGACGAGGAAGAUUAUCUCGAGGACGAUGUCGAGCUAGAGAACGAGCGGGACGAUGAGCCAGACUCUGAUCUACCUGACCCAAGUUUUGAUGCCUGGUUGGUCAAGGAAGGCAUGCAAUUUGAGCAAGCUGUUCGCCCAAGGAAUUGGUUGGGAGGCGACGUGCCAUUCCCGUUGAACCCGUCAUUCAAACCACCAACACCUAUAUCUGAUGCUCUACGAACCACGAUCUACAACCAGUUCAUGACCAGUCCUGAACUCCACUCGGUUCGACGAUUAUCAGAACGCUACUGCAUCAGUAUGGCUCGCGUUGACGCGAUCUUGAGGUUGAAGGGUCUUGAGGCCCAUAUGGUGAAGGUGAUCUCCUGUCUCAUUCAAGAUGGUUCUAAAACGGGCAAACAAGUCCAGACCGGUUUCCAAUCGGGUAUGGAGGAAGUUCUCGGUGUUAAGGAAGACCUAUCCAAGUUCAGGCGGCACGAAGACUGGGUGGGCUCGAGAACAGACCUCAUCGAAGCUGAUGAAGUCGACGAGCUCUCGGAAGAUGUUACGCGAACCCGGUAUCAACGUCUCUUCUGGGAGCCUACGGUCGAGAAAGACGAUCCUAUCAUGAUGGAUAUCCUUGAGAGGGCUAGGCGUGACGUGGUAGAGGCCAAGGAAGCCCGAGAAGAGGCGAAAUCCUCUCCAUACAUGCUCGGGCGCAUCCCCGAGUCGGGACGCCCGAAAGUCGUGUACAACGUCAGUGGUGCGGCUCCCGGUCGCCCUGUCAUCAAAUUCACGGACGUCGGUGGUAAGUUCUUGGAUCCCAAGGACAGGGAGGAGAGGAUGAAGGUCGCGCAGAGGCGCGUCAAGCAGAAGGCCAAGCAGCGAGCUUACCGUGGACUCAUGCAGCAGCAGGCGUCCCAGAAGCAGGCAGCGCAGAAGCAGUGA